GAGCAUAUGGUGGCGGAGGAUCUCAUAUGUCCCAUCACGAUGCCGCGGACAUCGGAGAGGCAAAGGAGAGGGCCCUCCAGAUGGCCAAAGAGAGGGACCUGGUGUACGUGAACGGAUACGACGACCCCCGGAUCCUGGCCGGGCAGGGUACGGCGGCCCUGGAGGUGGUGAGCCAGAUGGAGCAACUGGGAAAGGAGUGCGAUGCCGUGGUCAUCCCUGUCGGGAGGAGGCCUCCUGGCUGGGAUGGCAGUCGCUCUCAAACACUAUAUACCCCACGUGGAGGUCAUUGGAGUGGAGAGUGAGCAGUGUGCAAGUUUCUCAGCGGCCAUGAAAGCUGGAAGACCAGUCUACACCAAGGCCCUACCAACCCUUGCAGAUGGACUUGCUGUUCCUGAGGUGGGGACCAAUGCAUUUUACUGUGCCCAGCCGUGUGUGGAUCGAGUGGUGGUUGUGUCGGAGAAAGACAUAGCUCUGGCCAUUCUGAGACUGGUGGAGGUCGAGAAGAGUGUGGUGGAGGGAGCUGGGGCCACCGGUCUCGCUGCUUGCCUCUCCGGACAACUGGACCACCUCCAGGGGAAGAAUGUGGUGGUGAUGCUGUGUGGCGGGAACAUAGACACGACCACCCUGGGCAGGUGUCUGGAGAGAGGUCUGGCAGCCGACGGGAGGAUGGCCACAUUCAAGGUCGUCCUGGAGGACCGACCAGGCAGCAUCGCCGGACUCACACGUCUCCUCUCUGAGCUCAAGUGCAGUGUUAAGGAUAUCACUCAUGAAAGAACGUGGCUUCAGGCAAGCAUCCACCAUGUUGAGAUUGAGUGUGUGGUGGAGACUGUGAGUAAGGAGCACAGGAGGUCACUCAAGACUGCACUGCUGGACAAGUAUGAAGGGGGCCUGGUAGAGUGGGGAGCUCAGAAACUGGACCACACGUCCCAAUAGCACACUACAUGACGCUACAACAGCCAUCCGUCUCCAUAGUGAACACACCAGAAACACCUACGUACACGCAUAUCGGACGUCCUGUCUAUUCAAGUAACUCGCGAGUUUUUUUAAAUCUCAGCUCAUCCUUUUCAACCACACACGGAUUCUCUGAUUCACUAAUCCUACAUUUUCAUUACAUCUAUCUCUGGCCAAUCACACACACCACACACCACCACUCCUCUGUAUACUGUAUAUGAUGGGGAAACUAUCGAAGGAAAAAUGCUUCAACAGCAAUGCAAAUUUUGCCGUGAAAACUGUGUUGGUUGCUUGCCCCACGCAAUACAAAUGUGUCCAUCUACAGAGAUUGGCGAAGAACACUCUGAGGGUUGCUCAUAAACUGUGAUACUAUAAUAAUUAUACAGGGUUUUUUCUGGUGAAUUAUUGCAUUGAAUUUUGAGCUACAUUCUCAAUACGUUGAGUCUGUGUUCUGACAGUGGAGGUUGUCUGUAAACUGUGCAUAUAUCCAGUGCCUGUGAUAAUACCUAAUGUCUGGUUUUUGGUAAUGAUUUUACUGCAGUUCACGUCCUCAUAAACCAAGUAUAUACCAGGUAAAAAGGGGUAAGGAGAUUG
Molecule: messenger RNA, 1545 nt
Organism: Geodia barretti
Lineage: Eukaryota; Metazoa; Porifera; Demospongiae; Tetractinellida; Geodiidae
Source: the annotation of a GenBank genome assembly